CCAGAACAUCACCAACAUAAACAGCCAAGCGGCGGUCUCAGUCGUCAACGUCUUCCCCCCACAUACAAACGCCAGGCUUAGCCGGAGUCCGCACUUGGGUCCAUUCCGCACUCGUGUCGUCGCUUCUCCUAUAUUAACAGUGUGGGAAAUCCUACCAACGACAUAACAUACAGUUGCCGCCCCAGAUGAAGACGGAUAAGGCCAGCCACUCGGGCCGCAAGAAGAAGACGGACAAGUUUGACGAAGUGGACAAGAGGAUACAGAUCCCCAUGGCCACGCGCAUGAAGAUGCAGAUGAACCUCAAGAUGAACGCCAAUAAUAACACCAGCAGCUCGUCCAGCGAGGACACGCGUCUGCUGCGCACUGGUAUCGACCAGUACCGCACUCUACAGCACCUCAACACAACGACCAACACUCGGAGGUCUCGGGGCUCGGCCGAGCGCGCUGCUGAGCGCGGAGUCACCCUCAUGGAGCGUAAACAGUUCGGAGCCGCCAUCCCGCACUUCACUGAGGCGCUGGAGACGCUCUCGUCCUCUUCCGCAGACUUAAGCACCAAGAGCAGCACCGUGAAGCUCUAUCAUCAACGCGGACUCUGCUAUCUGGCCUCAAAGAAGUACAAACCGGCCAUUGAGGACCUCUCACGUGUCAUGCAGAUGACGCCAAAGAGUUCCGAGCUUUAUGCUAAGCGAGGCAAGGCCUACGCAGCGCUGGGAGAGCACCACGCCGCCAUGCUCGACUACAACCAGGCUAUCAGUCUUGCAGCAACUCAAGGGUUACUUAACGAUCGUGGGGGGAUGGAAAUGGUGAGUGAUGGUCUCUCUUCAAGUGCCAGUUUAGUGCAAUUGCGGGGCUUGUAUUUGGCACGAGCGAAGGUCUACAAGGCCAUGAAUAAUAUUACGCAUGCACUGGAGGAUCUGAGCCACGCAGAGAACUCUGCAGGCGGCCAUAGAGACCUUGAACUGUUCUACGAGCGAGCACAGCUGUAUCUGCAGUGUCAUCAGGACCCUCUGGCACUGCGGGACUUUGACAGGUUUAUCGAAUUACAGGAGGAAGCAGAGGAGAGUCGACACUUUGAUGCUUCAGGAGGAGUAGGUGGUCUCGCGGGUUUUGUGGCGCCUCAGGAGAUGGAAGCGGAGCCCAGGGCUCGUAUGCUGGACGUGCUGCUGGAGAGAGCCAAGUUAUUGCAGAGAAUGGCGUUGGAAGAGGACGCACGGGAGCGGAAAGACGCGGAACUAGCAGCAGUGGAGCAGGGACAGGUUAAGAGGAGUCCGAAGACUGGUAAAAAUGGGUCUAAACUGGCGUAUACUUCAGUCCCGCCCAAGCCAGAACCGUAUCGAGGGAUCGAGUCUCGAAGACUGGAGAAACGAGCGUUACAGGACUAUUCCAGAGCGUUAGAGUUGGAUCCAAAUAAUGUCGAGACGCUGCGGUUAAGAGGGGAGUCGUUUAUGCAUCUAGCACGGUAUGAUGACGCGCUGGCGGACUUUGCAGCUGCUUUGGAGGUGGAUCCGCAUGACUUUCAGGUGUCUAUGGCUCGUGCGAGAUUGUAUCGACAACGUGGAGAUCUCAAAGGUGCGGUGGCUGAAGUGACCGCUGUGCUGCGUGUCAAUGGGUUUUUCAUCAACGGGUUGAAGUUGAGAGCGCAACUCUACGAGGAACUGGGGGCGAUUAAAGAAGCGGAGCAGGACUACUCGUCUAUUAUUCACGCUCACUUUGAUAAACCUGGAGUGGAUGAAAGUUCUGGGAAGGUUACGAUGGAGCUCGCGUCAGGUGGCACUGUGAAUAUUGGGCAGGGAAAAGGGAAGAGUGGGAAGGCUGGAGGAACUGGGAAGAUCACGAGUGAAUUGGCGGCACAAGCUCUGCUGUGUCGCGCGCGGUUACGACUGGCUAACGACCAGUUUGACGCAGCAGAGGAGGAUUAUAAUGAGAUCCUGAAAUCGUUUGCUAACAAUAUGGAAGCGCAGUUGGAAUUGCAGGAGACUCGUGAGCGUAAAGCUGCGUUCGAAGAGAGGAAACAGCGUGAAGCUUUGGCGUGGCUGGAGCGAAAUGCAGACGAUAUGGACGGUGCUGGAGUGUUGAAUACCAAUGGAAACGUGUCAUCAAGCAAGAACAAGAAGAAAAAAAAGAAGAAAAAGAAAAAACCAAAUAGUGUCUCUGCAAAUGAUAAGCCUCCAGCUGGCUAUGUGUUGCUGGAGGAUGAAGAGGAGCUGGAGAGAGAAGAGCAGCAGCGAAUACAGCAACGAGAACAGGAACAGAAACUGAAGCAGAAAAAGGAAAAAGCUGAAAAGAAGGACCGGAAAAAGGAAAAAUCGAGUCCAACUGAAGUUCUAGAACAGGAACAGGAGAACAGAAGUGCUGAGACCGAAAAGCCUGAGGAUUCUGAGAUGGUAAAGCAACAAAAUACUGAGUCAGAAGCAGAGAAGCAGUCGGAGGAAAACGUGUCGGUUGAUAACAGCGAUACAGAGGCUGUCCCAAGCGAAGCUCAGCAAGCAAGUGACAGUGUCGAGAUGGUAAGCGAGGAGAAGGCGCCUGUAGUUGCAACUACUCCGCCUCCUGUCGUUGUGGCCAACGUUAUGACCCGCGAUGAAGCGUGGGAAAGCAUGUGGGACGAGGAGGCUGACGAGCCAUUGGAAGCUGGAGCAGUUAGGAUACAGAUCCAAGCGCACUCUAACGAUGUUGAAGACCAGGCGGACAAUACAGACGACAUUUCUCUUCCCGAGCACGAGAAAAACUCAAGUGUGGAAGACGAGGACCAGGCAUCUACUUCUGUAGAGAUCACUCCGAGUAACGGUGAUGAAGAUGCUAACGACGAGGCUUCAGGUAGUAGUGAGGAUGGGAAGGACACACACGGUAAAGCCAAGGCAGUGCUGAUGGACGAGAAGUAUUUAAAGAAGCGCGAAAGGCAGCUGAAGAAGCUGCGUGCAAGUCUUCAACAUGCAUCGGACGAGCGUGACAAGAACGCAAUUGACGAGGCACUAGCUCGUGCUGAACGUAAGCAGAUGAGUAGCGCUCUACAGGACGAUAUUCAACGUGCUCGCGACGUGCUGGCUGACAUGGCAGAAAUGCAACGGUUGCGUGAUUUGUCGCCUCUUUCUGAAGCUUCGAGUUCAACUCCAAGCGCUGAGCACGGACGUAAACAUCUACACUCCGUGACGCCCACUGCAUCACCAUCGAGCACUAGUUCAGGCAUCUCGAAGCCUCCGUCACUCGUGAUUCGACCUAUCGCGUAUGGCCAGGCAUUACAAGCUGCCGAGCAACAUCAGCAGCAAUUGAGGGCACAUCAGAAGCUGCUGAAGGAGAAGGACGCCGAGAUCGCCAAGCUCAAGAUGCUGUUAGCACAGCAGGAGAAAGAGCCGCAAGAAGACGCAAGGAGUAUUGAAGCUCGCGCUCAAGCCAAGGCAGCAGCGCUUGCACGUCGAGUUUCUCGCUUGCGGUCUCACUUUCCAGUGCAGAGUGCAGCUGCACGUCAGGCCGAAACAUUGAUUGAGUGGAUGGGGCCGAGCGUUCCUGCAGACCGCGUGCGUCAACAGGUUCUGUCCUUUGUACAGCGGAUAAUUACCGCUCACUUCCCUCUUGCAGCAGCACCGCUCUUCUUCGCCACUGGUUCGUACCCCAUGAAAACGUAUCUGCCAGGUUCAGACCUGGACAUUUGUUUACUGAUACCGCAGGGACUGGAGUCUUCGUGGUACUACAUUGUGACGCAGGCGUUGUGUGUCGCUGGAGGGAGCGGCGGUGCAGGUACAGUGCUGGAUCUAGGAAACCCGACCAGUUCGGAUGGUAGCGGUAGCAGCUCACCUUCCGGUCCUGCAGCUGUGGGGAGUAGCGGUGGCCCGCUAUUGUUGACGAAUACCGUUCGCAACGUGACUUUUAUUAACGCCGACGUUCGAGUGGUCAAGUGUACAGUGGACAACAUUCCUGUGGACUUCACAGCCAACCGAGUAGGAGCGCUAGGCGCUGUGCGAUUGCUGGAUGCCAUGGCGGCUCGUGUGGGACGACAGCACUUGUUCAAGAAGAGCCUCAUCCUCAUCAAGGCCUGGUGCACACAUGAGUCGAGUCCUUUCAUGCAAACAGCGUCGACCGAAGCUGGCGGGUUGAUUCCUGGAAGUACACCGACAAGCGUCAUGGGCGCGAGCCAUGGAGCUCUCUCGACGUACGCGGUAAAUACGAUCGUGAUGGCUCUGUUCAACCAGCACGGCGACGCUCUCACCCACCCGCUACAGGCGUUGUAUUUGUUCUUGGAUCGACUGGCUGAGUUCCCGUGGCACGAGUCUGCGUUGACACUGCAUGGCCCUGUACCGUUGAGUCGUCUGGCGACUACACCGUUGAAUGGAGCCACGACGUACAAAUCCAAGCUGAAAGCGGCGAAGCUGGACGUCGGUGACGUUGAAGCGAUUCGUGACACGUUGGCGGAUCAGUUUGGAGCGUUUGAUGCGGCUUUGAAGAGCAACAAAGGAACACCGACUGGUUUGUUCCCUAUCCGGGCAUGUAACAUUGUGGAUCCGCUUGAUGACAAGAACAACUUGGCGCGUAGUGUAUCGGCUGAAGGAUUUCCCGUUAUGAAGCGUGCGUUCCGACUCGCGAGAGACCAGCUGGCAUUGAUGCUUGCACCGCGAUCGUCACUCAAAGAUGACGACACUGAGUUGUUGAGUGACGAGACGAGUAAAGAUGUGGGGUUGACGUUCUUCUCGCGGUGUUGGCAGCUGUACGGACGUGGAGACGGAUGGAGACCAGAUCUGCUGAUUCACCCACGACAGAUCUGGCACGGGAAGCCAGCGUCAACGUCUAGUUCGGGAUCAACGAAGAAGAACAAGGCAUCGCCGCGACCUCAACCUGCUUUGGUGGUUAAUAGUGACGAGGACGAAGACCGUCGAUGGGAAUCGUUGCUGCCGUCGCUGGAUGCUGGUGCGGUCAACGCGCUGUUACUUCAGCAUCAGCAACUACAGCAACAAGCAGCAGCGGCGGCAGCAUAUCACGGCACCAUGAUAGCAUACCAGCAGCCGUACUAUGGUCCUCUACAACAACAUGGACCUCCGAUGAGUUCUCCCGGCUCGGCUUCUGCUGUUUCGGUUGUCAUGACGAACGGAGCUACCACUGGCCCGACAGCAGCAACAACCGAGCAAAUUUCAUACUACCAGACACAGCGUCGUCCGUACGGGAGUCCAGGGGGACAACGCAGUAAGUCGCCACCACCGGCAAGAAAUAUCGGACCGCAGAACGGGAAAACGAUGCCCAUGGGAACUCGGAAGUUCGACUCGACUUCGCCGCAGCGCACGUAAAGUAAAAUAUAUAGACAACGUAGGAACUGUAGCAGAGAGAUGCAGCUUGAGCGUGCUCUUUCGCCCUAUUUAUUCCAACUUUAGAGCUUUUAGAGCUCGGCUUUUGUCCACCAGAUUGCCUUUGUCCUUGUUUAAGCAAAAAUAACCGUAAAAUACUUCCGU
Molecule: messenger RNA, 5435 nt
Organism: Phytophthora nicotianae INRA-310
Lineage: Eukaryota; Oomycota; Peronosporomycetes; Peronosporales; Peronosporaceae
Exons: 1
Coding region: 186-5273 (1695 amino acids)
Molecular function (GO): protein binding
Source: RefSeq, a predicted model, not a curated record